Racocetra persica is the source of this 175-nucleotide messenger RNA. Lineage: Eukaryota; Fungi; Glomeromycota; Glomeromycetes; Diversisporales; Gigasporaceae. The record is from the annotation of a GenBank genome assembly.
AAAGCAUCCAUCAUCCAUCGAAAACUGUCCAUCAAAUCCUUUUAAAAUUAAAGUAUUAUAUAGAAAUUUUUAUUUCAUAGUUUGCUUUAAAGCUGCUGACGGUAGAAAUACUAUACCUUGGCGAACAUCGGAGGAUCGACCACUUCGCAUCUACCAUUCUUGUCAAACAUUAUGA